Molecule: messenger RNA, 2898 nt
Organism: Durusdinium trenchii
Lineage: Eukaryota; Dinophyceae; Suessiales; Symbiodiniaceae
Source: the annotation of a GenBank genome assembly
AUGACAAAGCCACAAGAUGGCAAAGAGACUUUACCAGUGUCCAACAACAACUUGGCCGACGUGCUGGGAGUCUUGCGUUAUGUUCACCAAGAGGUCAUUGUGGAACAUGUGGCAGGGAAUCCUGAGCGUGAGACAAGGAAGUAUGACAUCGAUGCCUUUGCCCACUAUCGGAUGAAGAUCCGAAAUCCAGACACCAUCCUCAAGGAUCCCAGCAAGAUGGCGAUUCCUGGCUUUGGAGGCUUCGGGGCAUUUGACUUUGGUGUGGCGACCUCGUUGGACCUCCUUGAACAACUUGUGUCGAGUGGUGACUUUGUCGGCAUCAGCAAGCAGGACUCACCACAGAUCAACUUCACACAUCCAUGGUACUGGUUUUCUGUUGAUGGGGACUGCCCAAAUUUGCCCUGGACAUGCGUCAAGCCCUACCCAGGCUGCCAAGAAAAGGCCCCGCCAACUAUGCCUCAGCCUUGUGAUCCAGACGGCUGCGCUGGCAAGAAGGAUCAGGAUGCUCGGAGCUGCACGGACAAGCCUCAAUUCACAGAUCCAACUGACACCGAAACGGCACGGAAAUGCUGCCUUCACUACAGUCAGCACCCUGACCAGGUGAUCAUUGGCGGCCUCUGCAACUCCUCGGUGAAGGAGCCCACCGGAGAGAUUGGGUGCGUCUAUCAGUACGAGGCCUUGACGUCCAAAGACUUCCUGCCGCUGGAUGAUCUCAAUGGCAUUAAUUCCAUGCCAUGCGGAGCUGAUGGAAAGAGGAAGUGCAGUGGCUGGAAAGAUUGGCGUGAUCAUUGUUAUGACCCCGAAGGGAAAUACAAGAAAAGGUUUCACUGCGAAGACUGCCAUGACUCGGGCGGGUGGAAUGUCACUACUCAGGUGACGGGCUAUUGUGUUGAGUAUGACUUGCAUCCAUAUUGCCAAGAGACACAGAACCUUUGCGAGGAUCCAAGAUGCAUGGCCUUGAAGCCUGAGGAGAAGGAGUAUGGCCUGCCCUUUUGGUCUGGCAAGUGCACUGUUUCUGGUAACCAGCUGCGGGCUGAAGCUGUGGCGAGCUACUUUUUGGGUGACCCGGUACGGAACUCGCACUGGUUAGUGGAUCCGGCCCGGCACUUGGUUGAGACAGGGCUGGGAAGCUGCGAAGUGAAUGGCACCGAUGGAUCUGAUGCAGAGCUCACUGCUCGAGGCUUCAUGCAGGUGAUGAGGCUGAUGGACAAUAAGGCCUGGGACGGAUUUGAGGAGCAGAUCAACAAGUCCUCUGCCGUAGAUUGGCAUCCUAGCCCAGUGGUCCUGGCUGCGCUUGGCUUCGCUGGCUACAAGUACUACUCCCGCUCUCAGCAACAGGCAAAGUCCCUUGUGAAGUCGACCACGAACUUUGUCCGCGAAAUUCUAAAAGAAGCUGACACUGAAGCCGAUGGUGGAAUCCCUGAAGCCAGAGAACUUCGCAAAGAACAGGAAGCCGAGAUUGAACCACGUCAUCAAAAAGCAGAUGAGCUGGUACAAGGAGCAGCUGGAACCUCUGUGCAAGCCUUGCAACUUGCUUUGGAGAUGGUUGAAGCUCUCCUCUUUCAGACAGUGAAAACUGAGCUGGCUGGUCAAUAUGCUACGUCGUCAUAUCUCACAAACUGGCGUCAGCGCAUCGUUAUGGCGCGAAUUGGUGAGAUCCUGUGGACCGUCAAGGAUGCUUUGGAGUUAGCGCGGGAUUUGCAGGACUCUAGACUUGAAGCAACCGCUUUGAAGGCCCUUGCACGGGUUCAUCUCAGUCGAGUGAAAGAACCGGAUGCACCUGUUGCUGCGAUCAAUGAAGCCACAAAGGCGUUGGAGGUUUUCAACAAGCUGGAUCAGGAGCUUCAGGAAGACAGACUUCAUGCAGACAUUCUGUUUGUCCUUGGUGAUGCGCAGCUGACAAAAGCCUUGGCGUCUCCCUUUAGCGAGGCACGAGAGGAGUCUUUGGAAGCCGCUGCUGCGACCAUGCGCCAAGCCAGUGAGGUCUACAAGAAGCUGGGGGAGACGAAGUGGUUGGGCCGUUCAAUGCUGGGAACGGCCUUGGCACUCGUAGGUCUUGAAGAUGAGGAUCAGCAGAUGGAUGGUGAGCGAUUGGCCGAAGAUGCCAAGGAUCUCUUUCAUGAUGCUGGCGAACUGGAUCUCGAAGUUGUCGCGGUCAUGCUCAUCGUGAAGUGUCGAAUCCGGACAUCGGGUCUGGACUGUGCUCUGCUCUCCGCAGAGGAUGCAGCUGAAGACUGGAAGGAGGAAACUGGAAGGCCUGAGCAUGUGGCAAUUGCCUUGCACACUGCAGCAUCCGUCUACUUUCAGUUGAAGGAAGGGCUUGACAGGGCAGCCCAAUAUUGUGCUGAGGCUCUCCAGCUUUUCCGUGCUGCUGAGUGGCGCCGAGCCGAGACAGCAGUGCUUCAAACCUUUUGCAGAGUGGAGUCAUUGAACCAGAACUUUGACAAGAGCAUCAAGUGCGCCAAAGAGGCGGUACUGAACUGCCGUGAGAUGAAGGAUCAACGUGCCGAAGCAGAAGCUCUUGCAUAUCAGGCAGAAGCUGCUUUGAGCAAGCUCAACACCGAGGAGAACACCCUUCCUACAGAAGAAGCUCAGGCUUUGGCUGAUGAGGGCAAGCAAUGCUCCGACAAAGCCAGAGACAUUUUCCUUGAACUGGGCGACAAAGAAGGACUACAAAUCGUGGAUGAGGUCACCUUCGUCUCCACGAACGUGGCCGUCGAGAAGUAUUGCGAGGCAACGCCUCCGACUCGGAUGAUAACCACCUUGAAGUCCGAUGGUCAUGGCGCUCAAGAGGUGUUUGGUGAAUGGAUCAUCAACCGUGGCGAGGAGAUGGACCCUUUGAAGGUCAGAAGAUUGCUCAAGGAUGGUCGCUGCACAGGGCCAGUGCAGUAUACCUGA